AAAAAAACAAAAAAUCGAAGGAAAAGAAAAGAGAAAAAAAUAGAGAGAGAGAGAGAGAGAGAGAGAGAAAGAGAAAAUAAAAAGAAGAAGAAGAAGAAGAAGAAAAAGAAAGAAAGGAAAAAAGAAAAAAGAAUAGGAAAAAAGAUAAAACGAGGGAGACGCGGUAUAAGAGUGAGUGAGAGAAAGAGAUAGAGAAAAAGGGAGAGAGAGAGAGAGAGAGAGAGAGAGAGAGACAGAGAAGACCAGAGAGAGAGAGAGAGAGAG
Messenger RNA from Vespa mandarinia (Asian giant hornet), 264 nucleotides. RefSeq lists its product as uncharacterized. Lineage: Eukaryota; Metazoa; Arthropoda; Insecta; Hymenoptera; Vespidae. The record is from RefSeq and is a predicted model, not a curated record.